Messenger RNA from Quercus robur (English oak), 1776 nucleotides. Its product is annotated as cyclic nucleotide-gated ion channel 1-like. The record is from RefSeq and is a predicted model, not a curated record. Bases 460 to 1776 code for a protein of 438 amino acids. NCBI's taxonomy places the organism in Eukaryota, Viridiplantae, Streptophyta, Magnoliopsida, Fagales, Fagaceae. The transcript is spliced from 7 exons.
GACGACAUUGAGGGGCAGGGGCAAGUUCUUAAGAAUGGUGGAGGUGAUUCAGUGAAAAAAACAAAGACAUUGAAGACAUAUAUUCUUGACCCAAGGGAGAAAUUCCUUAAAAGAUGGAGUGUAGGAUUUGUAUUGUCGUGUGUGACUGCAGUAGCACUGGAUCCAUUGUUCUUUUACCUUCCUGUGAUCAAUUAAAACAAGAAGUGCAUUGGGUUUGACAGUAGAUUGUGGAAAACAACUCUCGUUUUGCGAUCUUUCUUCGAUAUCAUUCACCUACUGCAUAUUAUAUUGCAAUUUUGCACUGGUUUUAUUGACGAGGAACUUCGGAAACAAGGAAAACCUGAGUUAAAUACAGAUGCUUGGAAAAUAGCUCAGAAAUAUUUGUGGCCUUGGUUCUUAUUCGACAUUCUAACUAUUCUCCCCAUCCCACAGGUGGUAGUUCCAAUUAUUAUUUCAGAAAUGAGAGGCACAGAAUCUACAAAUAAAGUAAAAUUCCUGAACGCUAUUGUUCUCUUCCAAUAUGUGCCUAGAGUUUAUCAAAUCUACCUAUCCUGGAGGAAACUAAUAACAACUGACAAGAAAUUUGAUAGAAUCAUACUGGUCAAAGCUUCAUUGAAUUUCAUUCUAUACAUCCUUGCUGGACAUGUAUUGGGAGCCUUUUGGUAUUUUUUCUCUACUCAACGACUAGCAGCUUGCUGGCACAUAGCGUGUGAUCAAAAUCAUACUGGAUGUUAUGGAACUUCUUUUAACUGCAAUGAUCGCAGUUCUGGAGAUCUCUCUUUUAUAAAUGAUAUUUGCCCAAUAAAUGUCCCAUAUACAACGUCCACCUUUGACUUUGGAAUAUUUCUUCUGGCCCUUCAGUCUGGUGUCUUAGAAUCGCCAGAUUUUCCACAAAAAUUAUAUUUCAGUUUCUGGUGGGGCAUGCGAAAUCUGAGUUCUCUUGGUGAAAACCUCCAAACAAGUAGCUAUAUAUGGGAAAACUGCUUUGCACUUUCUAUUUCCAUCUUUGGCUUGAUUCUAUUUCUAUAUUUCUUGGGAAAUUUGCAGAUGUACAUGCAGUGGACAACAUCAAAAUCCAUAAAAAAAUGGGAUAAGCUACGCAUGAAGAUGAAGUCAAGUCAACGACAAAAACAACAUAAGAGCAUGAUAAAAUGGAUUAUUAAAAAGGACUUUAAUAGUACAACAAAAAGCAAGAUUAUGGAGAACAUAAAUAAGAGAUAUGAAGAAGACGAAGACGUUACUGUGGAGAACCUGAUCCCUGAUCUUCCUCUAGAACUUCAAAAGGAAGUCAAGCGCCAUAUCUGCUUACCUCUACUAAAGAAUCUCAAAAUCAUAAAAGAUAAUGGCUUGGCUAAGCGUACACAACUGUUGCAUAAGAUUUGCGACUCUCUCCAGAGCAUCGCUACAUCGUCAAGGAGGGAGACCCUAUUGAUGCACAAUAAUAGUGAAGGAGCUAACUCCCAACAUGCUGAGCGCCUUUUAAACGGUCAGUACUUUGGAGGAAAACUUCUUGAAUGGAUUUUGACACCUAAAUCCGACGACAUGCGCAACCUAUCCAUACUUCCUGUUUCUUCAAAAACCCUCAAAACCCACACAAAAGUGGAAGCGUUUGCUCUAAUGGCCCAUGACUUGAAACAAAUAUGGCAUUCUAAGUUGUCACGAUUGGACACACAGCAAUUGAAGACCCGGGCAGCUUUACGUGUACAACGAAUCUGGCGCCAGCAUCGUGCAAAGACGGAUGAUGAUGUUGUUCAAGACAGGGCAGCCUCUCUUUGA